UGAAAAUUUUCAAAAGUACGUGUCAUACACAAACUCUUCCUUGUGAUGUAUAGAUAUAAUAUCAGUCCUCUAGAUUGUGCAUAUAGUUUCAACAUAUUCUUGGCAGUCCCAUGAGUAUCAUGGAACAUUUGGUUUCCGAUCCCAUACUUGUCACUACUGCAACAAUUAUAGCUAUAUAUAUAACUAUAUUCAUUAUCAAACUCGUUGAGAAGAAGAAGAAGAAACACCACCCUUUAGGCGGCACGUUCUUAAAUCAGUUGAUCAACUUCCACAGGUUACAUGAUUACGGAACAGACCUUGCUCGCAAACACACUACAUACAGGAUACUUGGUUUUUUCAGAACUGAGGUUUACACUGCAGACCCUCAAAAUCUAGAAUACAUUCUCAAAACCAACUUUUCAAACUAUGGCAAGGGUUGGUUCCAUUACAGCAUUUUAUCAGAUCUUCUGGGUGAUGGGAUUUUCACAGUCGAUGGAGAAAAAUGGAGACAUCAGAGAAAGGUAUCAAGCUAUCAGUUUUCAACCAAGAUGCUUAGAGACUUCAGCAAUACAGUUUUCAAAACCAAUGCACUCAAACUAGCUGGGAUUGUUUCUCAAGCUGCCGCUUCCAACGAACCAAUAGACAUGCAAGAACUUUUAAUGAAGUCUUCGUUAGAGACAGUGUUUAAGGUUGUUCUUGGUGUGGAAGUAGACAGCAUCUUUGGAACAGAUGAAGAAGCCGCUCGGUUUUCGAAUGCUUUUGAUGAAGCAAGUGAAAUCAUCCUGGGUCGUUACAUUGAUUUCUUCUGGAAGAUCAAACGGUACUUUAACAUUGGGUCUGAAGCUGUAUUGAGGAAAAGUAUCGAAGUGGUGGAUCAAUUUGUGCAAAAAGUCAUCCAAACCAAGAUUGACGAAGUCCACAACUCAGCAGAUGAUUUGACUAAAAAGAAAGAAGGCAUUUUGUCAAGACUUAUUGAUCUGAGAGAGAUAGAUAUGAAAUACUUGGAGGAGAUAACGCUAAGUUUUAUGAUUGCCGGCAAGGACACCACAGCCACUACUCUUUCCUGGUUCCUUUACAUGAUGUGCAAGCAUCCACGCAUACAAGAAAAUAUUUCACAAGAAGUCAUAGAAGUAACCAAUUUGAACGGUAAUUAUAGUGUUGAAGAACUUGCAGCCAACCUCAGUGAAGAAGCGCUCGACAAAAUGCAAUAUAUUACCGCAGCUUUGGCCGAGACGCUUAGACUUUACCCUGCACUUCCAGCGGACGCGAAGGUUUGUUUUUCUGAUGAUACAUUACCAGAUGGAUACAGUGUCAAAAAAGGAAAUGUUGUGGUCUACCAACCUUAUGCGAUGGGCAGGAUGAAAUUUCUAUGGGGGGAUGAUGCUGAAGAAUUUAGGCCCGAAAGAUGGAUAGACGAAAAUGGCCUAUUCAAGCAACAGAGCCCUUUUAAAUUCUCUGCCUUUCAGGCCGGUCCAAGAAUAUGUCUGGGGAAAGAGUUUGCCUACAGACAAAUGAAGUUCUUUUCGGCUGUGUUAUUAGGCAGCUACAAAUUCAAGCUGAGUGAUGAAAAGAAAGCAGUCAAUUACAGGGUAAUGCUCAAUCUAGUGAUUAAUGGAGGCCUCCAUCUGCGGCCAUCCUCUAGAAACCAAGUCAUAUAACAACUUAGAUACUGAAAUCAGACAGAAUUAAGUAAUAAAUCCUCUGUGUAGUGUAUGUGUGUAUAUAUAUAUAUAUAUAUAUUAUAUGUGGAACUAAAUUAAGAUAGCAGAUGCAAUAAAAGUAUAGUUAUCUUGGCAGGUUA
Molecule: messenger RNA, 1780 nt
Organism: Ziziphus jujuba (common jujube)
Lineage: Eukaryota; Viridiplantae; Streptophyta; Magnoliopsida; Rosales; Rhamnaceae
Product: cytochrome P450 704C1-like
Exons: 6
Coding region: 111-1637 (508 amino acids)
Molecular function (GO): heme binding; iron ion binding; monooxygenase activity
Source: RefSeq, a predicted model, not a curated record